Molecule: messenger RNA, 930 nt
Organism: Candidula unifasciata
Lineage: Eukaryota; Metazoa; Mollusca; Gastropoda; Stylommatophora; Geomitridae
Source: the annotation of a GenBank genome assembly
AUGCUAGAGUGGGGUGGUUGCAAUGUAUUCGGCAGUUGCAUUUCUUGCAUCUGGGCAGUGAGCAAAAGGGAUCGGGGUAGCCGUUAUAAUAAAUGUCCAGCUGUUGCGUGUGAAGUCUGCGACUUGUCGCCCUCAAAGUACACUUGCCCCGGAUGCAGAAUCAGAACCUGUUCAGCGCAGUGUGUCAAGGAGCACAAAGCCAAGCUCAACUGCACAGGGGAGCGGGAUAAGACAGCAUUUGUAGACUUGCAGGACUAUUCAGACAUGCACUUACUGAACGAUUACAGAUUUUUGGAGGACGCCGAGCGUAGACUUUACAGCAACAAAACAGCCCCAGAAAAUCGGCGUCGGGCCGCACCCAGUGCUUCACUUCAUUUAAAUAAACGGUCAAAGUUCUUGAUAACUGCUGCACUAAAACGAGGAGUCAAACUGAAGAUGGUCUCCCCUGCACUGACAAAGAACAAGAUCAACACAAGCUUCUACACCAUUAGCUCUGAUACCAUUGCCUGGCACAUUGAAUGGCAUUUUGUGGCAACAAACACAGUUAUUAAUGAUGAGAAAAUCCCUGAAACUACUAGACUGGUAGAGGCAGCCAGAAAACACACCAACUUUGUCCAGUAUCCACAUUUGAGGAAGAGCCUGGAAGACUACAAGAAAGAUCGAUUAGACAAGUGCAGGUUUCUCCUCAAGGUGGAUGGAUUACCUGCUAAUAGAGAGAGAUUCAUCUUUCUUUUUUUUCUACGCACAGUCCAAUCUUUAUGUUUCAUAUGUUUGUUUACAGAGGAUAUGAUGGUGAUGAACAAAGAAAAUGCCAGCCACUUGUCCGUGUACCACCCAGAGCUAAAUCUGCAGACUGCAAUUGAGGAGACAUUGCUGAACCCGAAGUCCAGUGUGUAUUCAACCACAGAAGAUUCUGUUAUUCACAUUUAA